Messenger RNA from Gossypium raimondii (Peruvian cotton), 447 nucleotides. Its product is annotated as auxin-responsive protein SAUR72. The record is from RefSeq and is a predicted model, not a curated record. The transcript has 2 exons. Gene Ontology annotation, biological process: response to auxin. NCBI's taxonomy places the organism in Eukaryota, Viridiplantae, Streptophyta, Magnoliopsida, Malvales, Malvaceae. The coding region runs from base 1 to 447 and encodes 148 amino acids.
AUGUCCCAUAGUAGGGAAACUGCUUUAUGGCUUUAUGCACAAUGUCAUCAAAACGGGAGAGAAAAGGAAAAGACAACAGUGUACAAUUCAAUAUGUACUUCAGUCCCACCAGCUCCAAAUAUGGUAGUGAAAGAUAAGGCGAAAGGACUCUGGGUCUCAGCAUCCAGAGGACCAGCUCUCAACCAGGAAGAUUUUGAUGAAGAACAGGAAGUGGCUUCACCAACAGUGCCAGAUGAUGUUAAGGAAGGAUAUUUUACAGUCUUUGCAGUGAAGGGAAAGGAAGCGCAGAGGUAUGUUAUUGAACUAGACAACUUAACAAACCCUGGAUUCCUGAGUCUACUGGAGCUGGCUCGGGAAGAAUACGGAUUCCAACAAAAGGGCGUUCUUUGUCUUCCUUGUAGACCUCAAGAAUUACAGGAUAUUCUACAACUCUGGAAACUAGCCUAG